CAGCAGCAGCUCCAGCAGUAGCUCCAACGCGAGCGCCAAGGGGAAACCCUCCGACGGGAACAAGAACGGGCCGCCUAAACCCAAGGGUGAUGUCGCGGCUAAGCCUCGCGGACGCUCUGGGUCUCGCUCGGUGUCCCGCUCUAAAUCAAAGUCGCCCAAGCGCCGCAGCCCUUCGCCUCCCAGCAUGCUCCAUGUGUCCAACCUCACCCGUAACGUUAAGGCGGACCACCUCAAGGAGAUCUUCGGGUCGUACGGCAAGGUAACCUCGGUCGACCUGGCCGUCGACAAGCGGGUCAAUCUGCCCAAGGGCUAUGCCUUCGUGGAGUUCGUGGAGAGGGCGGAGGCGGAGCAGGCGCAGCUGUAUCUGGACGGAGGGCAGCUGGACGGCAACAGGAUCAAGGUGGCCUUCGUGCUGGUGACCAAGAAGCGCAGACAGUCGCCCUCGCCCAGGUCGAGGGAAGCUGAACGACGUGAGCGGGAGCGGGAGCGGGAGCGCGCCGGCCGCGGCCGCUUUGCCGGACAGGCGCGCGGAAGCUUCGGCAAUGGUAGCGGGAGCUUUAGCGGCCAGGGAGGCGGUGGAGGCGGCAGCGGACACUAUGGGCCCGCCGGGGGCGGCGGCGGCGGCAGCUCCGGCGGCGUUGGAGGCUACGGCGCCAUGGCCGCGGGCGCUGGCUUCCGCGGGAGGGACCGGUCGCCGCCCCGUGGUGACCGGAGGGGGGGUGGGGGAUUCGGCGGGUCUACCUCGUACGCCGACAGGGCACGGAGCCCCCCCCGCAGGAGGUCCUCCCCCCCCCGCAACCGCCGCUCCGACAGGAGGAGCCGCAGCCCUGUACGCCGUCGCCGGUCUGCCUCGCCCAGGAGGAGGUCGUUCGGAAACAGGCGCAGGUCGCGCAGCAGGAGCCGGUCCCGCAGCCGCAGCAGGAACAGGCGCCGUGGGGGGCGGUCGUCCUCAUCCUCCAGCUCCGGCAGCGGCAGCGGCAGCGGCAGCGGCAGCGGCAGCGGCAGCGGCAGCGGUAGCGGUAGCGGCAGCGGUCGGAGCCGCAGCCGGAGCUCCGCGUCGAAGUCGAGCUCCUCGUCGAGCAAGAGCGGCGGCGGCAGCAACAGGAGGUCGGCGUCUCGCUCGCCCGCGGCGAAAGCCCCAGCCACGGCGGAGGCGUGAUGGGAAAAAUUCCAAGAAAUUUCGCGUUGCUGGAGGGGAAGUUACUCUGUCUGCGGUUCCUCACGGACGGGGCUCCGUUUGAAGCGUGUGGGGCACCCCCCGGCUUUACGCCUCCCUACAGCGUUGUUCAGUGCAUGCAUAGUCCGUUGUCGGAAGAGUGAAGGGGGCGCCAAAUACCCAUGUAUCGUCAAGAGUUUUUCCGCCAAAUCAAGAAAAUACCACACCGUCAUGCAUAUUUAGUCGUUUUGUUGGCCCUUUUCUCGUUGUCGACUUUGGCUGCCGACCAACAAGUUGUAGCCGGGGGGGUAUGCACUGGCGUCGUGUGCCUGGUGGAAGAUGAAGAAAGAAAAAUAUUCGACUUUUUGAGGGUGUACUGCUUUGUGCAAAAUAGUGUGGUCGCAACGGCGUGUUCUCGCAGAACUGCUUCGGAGAGAUGACGUUUCGGUAUUGUUGAGGGGAUGAAAAGGAUCGAGGAGGGGAGCGCGCACCCCCAUGGUUCUGUCUCUGUUAAAAAUGUGGAUGCGUCUGUAGGUUGUGGCUGAUCGUGGCGUGAACAUGGCAAAUUUGUGCCACCGCUAUGUGGACGUGGGUGGCAACCGCGCGUUGGAGGCGCCCGCAGGAAAGUAGAUAUUUCUUAGGAUGGAAGGUUCUUCAGAACUGUCCCAGGAUCAUUAAAAAUCAUACAAAGGUCGGGAACUGGUGGGCGACUUGUGCGUGAGGCGGUACAGCAGCAUCACCAGGUCGGUCGACCUUAUCGGGCAUUGCAGUACAGCCAGUCGCCCCGGUGGUCUAGUUACCUCGAAACCUUCUAGUGGUCAGGUCAGGGGUUCGAAUCCCGGCGUAAGCGAGCUUUUCUUGCAAAAUGAGUUUUUCUCUCGGCUCCGCGCCUGGCCUGGUGGAUAGCGCUAGGUUGUGUGUACACGGAGGGAAG
Messenger RNA from Ectocarpus sp. CCAP 1310/34, 2090 nucleotides. Lineage: Eukaryota; Phaeophyceae; Ectocarpales; Ectocarpaceae. The record is from the annotation of a GenBank genome assembly.